AUGCCAAUCGGCGAGGCGGGCUUUCCAUUGGUUUCGGGGCGGGCGCUCCUAGGCUGGGGGAAGGAGAAGAGAUCAGGAGCGGGAGCUGAGGGGAGGGAGAGGCCGGUCUUGGUCUGGCCGCUGCCGCUGCUCGCCCGAGGUCUCCAGGCCGGGCUGCGGCUCCAUCCUAGGCUCCUGGACACGGUCUGCGAGGCUCCGCCGGGCCAGCGUGGGAGAGCCGCGGGCGGCGGCCGCCGCAUCAUGUCAGCCAAGGACGAGCGGGCCAGGGAGAUCCUGAGGGGCUUCAAACUAAACUGGAUGAACCUCCGAGAUGCUGAGACAGGGAAGAUACUGUGGCAAGGAACAGAAGACCUGUCAGUUCCUGGCGUGGAGCAUGAAGCCCGUGUUCCCAAGAAAAUCCUGAAGUGCAAGGCAGUGUCUCGAGAAUUGAACUUCUCUUCAGCAGAGCAAAUGGAAAAAUUCCGCCUGGAACAAAAAGUUUACUUCAAAGGGCAAUGCCUAGAAGAAUGGUUCUUCGAGUUUGGUUUUGUGAUCCCCAACUCCACGAACACCUGGCAGUCCCUGAUCGAGGCAGCACCCGAGUCCCAGAUGAUGCCUGCCAGCGUGCUGACUGGGAAUGUUAUCAUAGAGACAAAGUUUUUUGACGACGAUCUUCUUGUAAGCACAUCCAGAGUGAGACUUUUCUACGUUUGAGAGAAGAAUAUGUGUGCAUUUCAAGAAUUUGGGUUUGGGGGGGGGAGGAGGAAACUGUUUACUUUUUUCCUCCACACGUUUGAUUUUUGGCACUUUCACCCCUAAUUCCCUCUACGGCAAAACCCACCUGCAGCCACCAGUGGACCAGUUCUGUGUAGAUAACCAGAUGGCUGUUUCCUCCCAAGCCGCCAUCUUCCACUGACAGACUAAACUCCCAACCCCAGGCCAGGGUAGAAGGUGAGCCUCGAGUCCUUCCCAGGAUGACACAGAGACAAACGCUUACCACGAGAGCCGAUGCUGUUCCCACCCCUCCCUGCCUCCUCCUUGGGCCCUGCAGGCAACACAUUUUCCUUUGGCUCCUGGUUUUGGAAAAAUUCAUAUUCCUGACUUAUGUUUCGUUUUUUUCCUACCACUUCUAUUUCAUACAUUCUCAUACAUCUAACUUGUAAAAUAGACUGUGAUAUUAUUAUUACGUAAUGAAUUAAAACAUAUGAAUUAAAAUAUU
Hyaena hyaena (striped hyena) is the source of this 1198-nucleotide messenger RNA. RefSeq names its product phosphodiesterase 6D (gene PDE6D). Bases 1 to 693 code for a protein of 230 amino acids. The record is from RefSeq and is a predicted model, not a curated record. NCBI's taxonomy places the organism in Eukaryota, Metazoa, Chordata, Mammalia, Carnivora, Hyaenidae. Gene Ontology annotation, cellular component: cytoplasm. The transcript has 5 exons.